AAACAUAGAAACAUUAUUUACAAAACACACCAAUCCUUCGUUUUUCUCGGUUUCAUGGUGUUUAUUUUGCCUUUUGCAAUAAGUAAUUAAGAAUAUUGUUCCGAUUUCAAUGCUUCGUAACACCGUGAAAGACUAUAUUCUUGAGAGCUGUCGUUUGAUUCCAUGAAUAUCCUUCGUAUGGCGGUAUGUACAUCGUUGCAGGACUAUCGAAACUAGUGGCACUACGGCAACCGCAAGUAGAGCAUCCUCUUUGCAGUCCUGAUUUCUACCACAACAAGCAAGUCCCAGUUCACACCAGUUGGAAUCAGUUUGAAGUGUGGUGAAGAAAUAGCCAUCAUGGACACCAGCUCGAGAUCUGUGCAAAAGAUAACUUUGGUAACACCCCGCCGAGUGUUGAAAACUACCAGUGACAAGGAUCGAAGGCGCAUAAUAUCGGCCUUUGAAAAGGGUGUCUCGGCACCAGCCAUCAGUAAAAUACUAAACAUAAAGCAAGGCACGGUGUAUGGAAUCAUAAAAAAUUAUAAGGAACGUUUGCAGAUUGAUUCUAAGAAGCGCGGGGGACAAAACCCCAAAUUGUUGACACCAGAAGCAAUAGAUAGUAUACAUCGCUGGGUAGACGAAAAUGAGUCCGUCACGCUAAGGGUACUGACGGAGCGAGUGUUUAAGGAUCACGGUCUGCGCGUAAGCUCUACCACGGUAGCGCGGGAAGUCAGAGCGUACAAAAAUCCGACAAAGAUGCCAAAAAUUCAGUACAGAUGCGAUCGAUGCACCUUAAACCACCAAACCGAGGAAUGUCCGUUUGACGAUGAAGUAAUUGAAGGCUUGAAAUGUUCCACCUGCAAUGAACCACAUGGUGCAAAUGAUUCGCAGUGCCCUACGCGCAAAGACCCGUUCGCGACGAGUCCACUCCCAAGCGAGGAAAUUGAGCAUGAGGAAAGUUCGACACAAUCUUCGCUGGACGCAUUGUCACCGCUGAAAGCUGAACCGUCCUGGCCAUCGUCCGCGACUCAAAGCCCUGCACGGGAAACUAGCAUUGUGACUGCAACGCCGUUAAGUUUUCAAAACGACGUUUCUCACAUUAUCAUCGAAGAAGCGGACGCACUGUCUACUUCCACCGAUGCAAAUUCCCUGCACGAUCCUGAAACGCUGUUGACCAUUUUCAAAGAGAUGAGCGCCAAACUCAGGGCCUGCCGUACUAAGGCGGAUCAAAUCCAAGUACUGGGAGAGAUCAUUAUUCGUUACGGAUAGGUUGAGUGAUAGUGACCGGUUUGCAACGCUAUGCAUGGGCUAUAUACACUGUUGAUUGCCAUUGCUAUCACUAUUCAGUGCCAGGGCAAUGAAAUACCAACGUUAGUAAAGCGUUGGACAUUAGGACCACUUGCAACAGUGAACGUUUUCAGUUGACUUCGGUUUGCAAACAGCAUGGGAUAUCAUCAUCAUCAUUGGAGAACCGAAAUAUUCAAAGUAAAAUGGAAAUCCUCGUUUCUGGUUGACGUGGCUCGAAUGGAUGUUAGCGAUUUGCGUCUCGUCAGCGUUAGUAAAUUUAUGCGAAUAUGCGAAUCAAUAAGACGUUAGUAACAACUUGUACAGAAAAGUUUGCACUUCGCAGGACACUUUCAAUGAUGCUUGGCGGAUUUCUAUGUCUGAGAAUUAUCGGUAUCCUAUAUCCUAUAAUCCUAUCACUAAAAUGUAACCUGUGCUAAUAAUCCUUGGGGCUAUCAGAUCGAUUGGGCUCUUCGCGAAUAUCAGCAAAAUGGAAAAUGGAACAAAGAGCAAAAAAAAAAUUCAACAACAGAGAAAACAAAACACAAGCAAAGUGUUGCAAACCUUCUAGCAUAAAUCUAGAAGUUUAUAUAAUUUUCGACUAAACCACAGCGUAUCUAGUUGAUGUGUUAAACUAAGUGAGGCGACUGUACAUAUUAAUAUCUUAUUCUUAGAAUAAUUAUUGUUUCCGUGAUUCUUCCCAAUCUCUUGUAAUGCAAAUAAAUGCAAAUGCAGAUAAAAGUAUUUAGUUUUUAAAUUA
Molecule: messenger RNA, 2023 nt
Organism: Anopheles arabiensis
Lineage: Eukaryota; Metazoa; Arthropoda; Insecta; Diptera; Culicidae
Exons: 3
Coding region: 337-1248 (303 amino acids)
Biological process (GO): regulation of DNA-templated transcription
Molecular function (GO): DNA binding
Source: RefSeq, a predicted model, not a curated record